UACACACACGCAUACACACACUUACACGCACACACACACACAUACACAACAAUCGCGGCCUCUCCCCGGGCUUGUUCCCGUGUUUCUCCGGCUUUUAUCGGCUAAAACAGGCUAACGAUCCGCCGCUGAGGACCGGACUGACUUCGGGCUCUCUGCCGCGGCUACGCUCGGUUUCUAACGGCUUCGUCACGAGCCAGAAAUGCGGUUUGUUUAACACUUACAUGACGACUUGUUCUCCUCGCGGCUCAGGAGGAGAUUUUACAGCCGUUUGAAGUGACUCCGCCGGUUGGAUACGAACCACAGGGACGCCACAGCUGACUAACGGGCAUCAUCUUUUUGUCGGUGUUUCCAUCGGUUGUUCGGCGGCAGCCAUGGCAGGAGGUCGGUCAGCUCUCGGUCUGCUCGUCCUGGUCUGUGUUUACUUCCACCGCUGCGGCUCCUUCAACCUGGAUGUGGACAAACCUUCCGUGUACACCGGACCCGAGGGAAGCUACUUCGGCUUCUCGGUGGACUUCUUCAAGCCCUCAAACAACCAAAAGUCAGAUGUUCUGAUAGGAGCUCCCCGGGCCAACACCUCGGCCCCCAGCAGUGUUGUGGAGAGAGGAGCGGUGUACAGCUGCCCCUGGAAGAGCGCCUCAGCCUGCCAGCAGCUGCUGUUUGACAGCUCAGACGACAGGACGAAUAAAGACGGGGCUCAGAUGGAGUUUAAAUCCAAGCAGUGGUUCGGUGCCUCGGUACGAUCUGAUGGAGAGCACAUCCUGGCCUGUGCUCCUCUGUACCAGUGGUCAACCUUUGGCGUCUCUGAGCGAGAGCCAGUGGGAACGUGUUACCUGAAGAAAGGAACCACGGUGGUGGAGUACUCGCCCUGCAGAUCAAAUGCCCACUCACCAGAGGGGCAGGGCUUCUGCCAGGCCGGCUUCAGUGCCGACUUCCUUAAGAACAACAACAGGGUGGUGGUGGGAGGACCUGGCAGCUUCUACUGGCAGGGUCAGCUGAUUUCCGAUGACAUCUCUGAGAUUUUCUCUCGGUUUAACAAAGAAUUCAUCACCCCGUACGCAAACAACCUUGCCACCAAGUCAGCCGGCGCCCACUAUGACGACAGUUACCUUGGAUACUCUGUGACAGUCGGAGACUUCAAUGAUGAUGGAAAAGAAGAUUAUGUGACUGGAGUCCCUCGGGGGGAAAAGGCACUGGGUUAUGUGAACAUCUUCAACGGCCUCAACAUGGAGUCCAUGGUGAACUUCACAGGAACUCAGAUGGCGGCCUACUUUGGACAUUCAGUAGCUGCUACUGAUGUAAACAAUGACGGGCUGGUGGAUCUGUUGGUUGGAGCUCCUCUCUUCAUGGACAGAGGGUCAGACGGAAAACUCAGGGAGGUGGGACAGGUGUCUGUGUACCUGGGUCGAGGCGGAUUUUCCUUCCACCCAGCUCAGAUGCUGCCGGGGUCGGAGGUCUACGCCAGAUACGGCUCUGCCAUCGCAGCACUGGGAGACCUGGACAUGGACGGAUACAAUGACGUGGCCAUCUCUGCUCCUUACGGGGGCCCCGACCACAACGGCUUGGUCUACAUCCACAAUGGCCGACCUGGGGGGCCCGACCUGUCACCUUCCCAGGUCCUGCAGGGCAAAUGGGCGUCCAGCUACAUGCCUCCUAGCUUUGGAUACUCCAUGACUGGAAACACUGACAUAGACCAGAAUGGAUAUCCAGAUUUAAUAGUGGGAGUGUUUGGAGCAGACAAAGCUGUUUUAUACAGAGCUCGUCCGGUGAUCAGUGUGAACGCCACGUUGGACAUGACGCCUCAGAUCAUCAACCCGGAGGAGAAGAACUGCACACUUCCUGGACGAAGCACACCUGUGUCCUGUUUCAAGGUGAAGUAUUGUCUGAAGGCCAGCGGCCGCGGAGCUCCGGCUACUCUCAAUUUUCGCGUGGACAUCAUGUUGGACCGGCUGAAGCAGAAGGAGGCGACCAAGCGCGUCCUCUUCCUGCACAGUCGGACCUUCCAGUACUCCAAGAACAUGACGGUGUCCAACGGCAGAAGCCCGGCCUGCGAGGAGCAGCACGUCUUCCUGCGGGACGAGUUUCGGGAUAAGAUCACUCCCAUCUCCGUGGUGAUGGAGUACAGUCUGGACUACCAGCAGGCCGCAGACAGAACUGGACUGCUGCCCAUCCUCGACAUGUCGGCCCCCUCCAACGUCACCAAGCAGGCUCACAUCCUGUUGGACUGUGGAGAGGACAACAUCUGUAAACCUGACCUGAAGUUGUCAGUGAAGAGUGACCGUGAGCAGAUCUACAUCGGCGAUGACAACGCUCUGACCCUGGAGGUCAGCGCUGAGAACCAGGGAGAGGGCGCCUACGAGGCCGAGCUCCACAUCUACCCUCCGCCGCAGGCCGACUUCAUCGAGGUCGUCCGCACUCAGGUCUUCACCAGGCUGUCCUGUGCGUACAAGAAGGAAAACCAGACCAAGAUGGUGGUGUGUGACCUGGGAAACCCCAUGAAGGGAGGAACCAAGGUGCUGGCAGAGCUGAAGUUCAGCGUGCACCAGCUGUCGGAGGAGGACACGUUUGUCAAGUUUGACCUGCAGAUCGUCAGCUCCAACCAAUUCGACAACACCAGCCCCCGAGUCUCCAGCAUCACCAAGCUGGCUGUGCUCGCUAAGGUCUCCAUUAGAGGGUCGUCGUCUCCUGGUCAGGUGCUGCUUCCCAUCGCCAACUGGAAACCUAAAGAGCCUCCUGUGGACGGGGACGACAUCGGACCACAAAUAGUACAUGUCUAUGAGCUCCUGAACAGUGGGCCCAGUACGAUCAGUAAAGCGGCUCUGACGGUGGAUUGGCCGUACCAGUUCAGGAACGGCUCUCUGCUCUACAUCACAAGCUACGACACCGAGGGACCCAUCAACUGCACCACGGACACCUUGCUCAACCCGCUCAAUGUGACGAACCGGUUGACCUCACAGAAGAACACCAGCGUCGUCCCACCCCGAGAGCGAGAGACUGAGGGACGAAACAGAAACCAUGUUCGCAAGAGAGACCUGGAGUCAAGAGACGCACUGAACGACGUGCAGACACUGGACUGCACCACAGCAGAGUGUCUGCAGCUGAAAUGUCAGGUGGGUCGUCUGGAGAGGAGGAAGAACGCCAUCCUCUUCAUCUACUCCAGACUGGCUGUCAACAACUUCCUCAGGACUGAGAAUCAGAAUCGUUCGUAUGUGGUUCGAUCCACAGCCUCUUUCUCUGUCAUCGAGAUGCCGUACAAGAACCUGGUGUUCGAGCUGCCGUCCAAUAGUACCACUGUGAGCGUGUCGGUGUUGUGGGUGGUGGACAUUCCUCAGCCGGUGCCGGCCUGGGUGGUGGCUCUGGCUGUGCUGGCAGGACUGCUGCUGCUGGCGCUGCUCAUCUUCAUCAUGUACAAGUUGGGUUUCUUUAAGAGAGUGCGCCCCCCGCAGGAGGACUGCACCGAGAAGGAGCAGCUGCAGCCGGAGGAGAACGGCAACACUGACGCCUAGAGGUGGAACAGGGAGGAGCGGCGCUCUGUUAGUAAAGACACAAAGUCCAGGAGAGAAAAAUCAGGGUAAAAGGUCGUUUAGAGAAUUUCACUGUAUUCACUGUUGAGAGGCAGAUAACGGUACUGGUUUAGGUUUGAAUGAGGUUUUUGUUUUGUUUUUGUUUUUGUCAUGUUGUGUUUUGUGCCAAAUGAGAAGCUCCGCCUGCGUCACACUGGUCACAGAUGAACUCCUCAUAGAUCAAGAAUUCAUAUUGUAAAGUUUAAACUUAAAAGAAUUGUUCAUCAUGUUGGAAAAAGAAAAAAGACUGAUGCUACUCUUGUGCCUGGCAGUUAAACAUGACACUACAGCAUAAAGUUAGCAUGAACGGGGGGGGGUACAGCUGUCCCGGGUCUGUCCUCCAAAGCUCUCGUUUAUUUUAUCUCUAGAAAACCAAAGUUUAAAAACUACAGUUCACAGUUUACACAGAGGGUUUGUUCUGAAUUAGUCUUAUAGAAAACUGGAAAAUCACCCAGCUCACAACCUCCUGUAAAAUACAAACUGGGGUUUUUACACUUUGUUUUUGUGGAGCUCAAACAAACGAUGACAGACAAGCUUUGAUUUUCAUGUUUGUUCCAACAGGCAGAUCAGGAGAUACAAGGUUUACAUCUGCACCAGAGCUCGUGGAGCUUGAUAUUAAAAUUGCACUUUUUUUUUUUUGUCCAAACUCAAAAUGAUGAAUGAGCUGUAGGAGCUUUUUACCCUGAGAGUCCAGAAAUGCACCGCACCGCGCUAAAAGAACCUGUACAGAACAGUGAGGUGUUCCUCAUGUAGUGGAACGUCCCUGGGUUUAUCAAGGACCUGGACUCAGACUGACCUCUGAGAACUGAUCUGAGAUCAGUGUCAGCAUCUCUGUUAGCUUCUACGAGGUGUUUGCUAAUCUUCUCGGGUGUACGCGCAAAAAAAAAAUAAUAAUGAAAACAAACAGCAGUUUAAAAAAUCACACUGAAAAAGAAAAGAGAGAAAACUGACAUCAGCUAAUGAGUUGAAUUUUGCAAAUGAACAUGCACAGUGUCCUUGAACUCCCACAGGACUUACAGAGUGCGUAUAUGAAAAGUGCCCUGCAAUAACUUCAGAUAGAACUGAACCUGAGGAUGAUUCAUUGUGUUUCUUUGCCAUAUGUGAUAAUAUAUCAGACGUCAGCAUUAAUGCAGCAAUAUUAAAUUUGAUAACUGAAGAAUGAACAGUGAGCAAUAAGUAAAAUGGGAGUGGCUGAGCAGCUGCCUUCAGGUCUCUAUUUUUGGAUAAAGAUGGUUUAGUUUGCUAUGAUAUGGGACGGUGUUACAGUAAUAUAUAUAUAAAAUAUAUUUUUGUUUGUCCUUCCUUUGUAUGUGUGGGGACGCUGGUCUGUUCUGGGAUGCUGGUGGAGGUCUUUUCAGUGAUUUUUGGUAUUUUGUACAAAACAGUGAUGAUGAGUGAUAAGUAACAAUAGUGGGUCCGGCUCAUUUCAACGUGAUGCUUUUUUGCUCAGAAAAUGAUGUUUGGUUGGAAAAUCCAUGCAAGUGAUGAGUUUAAAAUUUGCUUCGGAGAAUUAAUCGUUCACUAAACCAGAACAUCGAUCGUCCAAUCAGCAGCUGAAACAAUUAGUCAAUCGACAGUUAUCAAUAUUCUCUGACUCCAGCCUCUACAAUGAGAAGACUUCCUGAUUUUCUUUGUCAUAUGUAAACGAGAUAUUUUUAGGUAUUUGAACAUACGGUCGAACAAAACAAGACAGAAGACGUAACUUUCAGCUCUGCAAAGUUGUGAUGGACAUUUUUUUUUUUAAACGUUUCUUAGAGACUUAAUUAAUUGAUUGAACUGAAAAAAUAAUCGAUAGUCGCAGCCACACAUCCAAACAUAACUUAGCAACAACUCUUCUCCAUUUCUCAGUGUGUUCAAACAGUUCAAAAACACAGAGGUUUAAGAACUGGAUCAAACAGUAGCUGCAAUCGUUAGCAUGUCCGGCUAACUAGCCUACUACCUACAGUAGUAACCUGAUGUCUUACUUCCAAGGCCAGGAGUUAGCCUAUCAUUAGCUAACAACACGUUUUUGGGGCUGUUCAUGACUAACACAUUUACUCUGUUGAAGUCAGUCCUGAAUGUUGUCAGAGUUUAGGCUAACAUUAGGCUAACAUUAGGCUAACAUCAGCAGCUCUGUCCUGCUCUUCAUUGGAUUUGGGGAAGUUUUGAUUCCAGCUAAUGUUAGAGAUAGUGUUACGUUUUCCAAAAACGUUAUUCAUAACUUCAUCAUACUUACAACAGUCGCACUAACCAGCUCUACGCUGCAAUGAAAGAUUUAAAUAAAAGUUAAAAGACGAGUUUUUACCAGGGACAUGUAGCUUUCGCCUCAGUCUGUUAGCGUGAUAUCAUGUGGCCAUCAAGUGCAUAUUUAAAACCAGUUUCACCAGAUUCUCGAAUUAAAACUUCAAAUGUUUUCAACCAUCUUGCCGUGAUGUUCCCUAAUUAUCCCACAAUGCAUCUCACAACCUACAUCACUGGCUUGUCAACAUCUAAGAUGGUGGUAUUUGCGAAAUGGUCUUUGACGCUAACAUUAGUUAAAUUAGCAAGCUGGCUAAAGCUGAUAAAAAUUUCUUAAAGUCAUUUCAGAAAAAUCGCUGCCUGGAAAUGAAAAUCUGCUUCUAUAUACUUAUGUCUGACAUAAAAAUUACGAAUAAUUAGGUGACGAAUCUGCCAUAGCAACAGUAACUAGGGUGGGCGGGGUUCAAUAAACGGUCAGUUAGUUACAGUUAUAACUUUCCCGCCCUGCACUGUCUGAGGACUUGUAAUGUUUUUUAGUAUUAUUUUUGCUGACCGGCAGCUUUUGCUGAGAUCGAACUGCGACGUCGUCUGAAAGCAGGUUGCUAUUUUAUGUUUGACUGAGCAUGUGUGAGUGUGUGUGUGUGUGUGUGAACAUAUUAAAAGAAGAAGAAAAAAAACCCAAUUUUGCUAUGAAUUUACCCAUAUUGGGUCUGCAUUAUGAACUAAUGUUUAAGGUUGAUGAUAAUUUUAAAAACUAUAUUAAUCCAGUUAACAAUCACCGCUCCACAGGAACAGCUGGUUAGCACAUUAUACGUUGAUUUCUUUUCUUUCACUGGCAUCUUAUCCACUGCUUUUAUGAUGUGAUCCUCCUCUGCUGCUUCUGAACAUCAACACUGUCAUCAUCAGUUUGUUAGCGAGCUCUCUGAUUUCAUCAGCAGGAGCUGCACUGAUACGACUGGUGGACUGACGCUCAGACACUGAACCCUGAUAUCUGUGGUCUUUUUAUUUUCUGCCUUUUUUUACACUGAGUCGAAAGUUUGUGUCUUCGACCUCAAAACUUUAGGAUGUGCGCAUUCAACAGACUUGUCUUUUUUUGUGCUGUGUUGUUAGAGGGGAAACAAUCAAUCAUAUAAUUGAUUAGUCAGUUGACUGUUUUGAUAAUGGAGAAUAAUUGUUAGUUGCCUUAAACAUUUUGGGAUAUUCAUUGAGAGUAUUGAUGGAUUGAUAAUAAUUGAUGCCGCUGAACAGUAAAUAUGAAGCAGCAGCCCAUUAGCUUAGCUUAGCAUAAAGGUGGCUGCUGGGUGUAGCUCUAUAUUUAGCCAUUUAAGAGAUGAGCAAAUUGAUCUUCUCAUCGAACUCUCUGCAUGAAAGCAAAAAAGUAAUAGUAAUCUUCAAAACUGAAGUGAAACAGUAAAUGUUUAUGACGAAAUAAAAAUCAAAGUUAAAAAAAUGUUUUAAAAAAACAUUCAGGGGUUGUUAGAGUUAUUGAUCGUACUUCGUACAAAGGGUUAAACUGACAUAAAUAUGAAAAUUAUUUUGAUUUAAAUUUUGCUCAGUUAAAACAAAAACAUACAGAAAUCUGCGAAAACGUUCCCAACUUUGUCAGGAAAAGUGAAUGUUCAGGGCCUGACUCAGUUUAUUCAAAGGUAAUAAAUGAGAAGCGGUUUCAGUGCGAGCACUGAUCUUAGGUCAGUAGUGUCUGUGCGUCAUUAAUCUUGAGUCAUGACAGAGUGGCGUUACUGCACUGUUAAAACGGUUCAUAAAGGUUUUUCUAAGGACGUCGGUGUGUAAACUAGACUAGUAUAAAACAUUUCUGUUGUCGCCCGGAUUCAGCAGGACUGAGGUCAGUUCACUCUCAGCUCCGUCGGCUCAGAUGAUUAAUUCAUUCGUAUUCGAGGCUCGGACAUGUCGUCAUCUCAGGACUGAGGUUACACACUGAACUUGUUGAGUUAAUUCUCCUGAUGAUACAAAAAGGUUUUGAAAAGCCUCGACACAACCUGAGGCAGAAAGUGAAUAAAAGAAAGUGACGAGCUUCCUGAGCUGACUGAACGGGUGACAUGAAGCCGGUCCUGCAGCCGUCUGUCUGUCUGUCUGUCUGUCUGUCUGUCUGAGGGGUUUUAACUGUGUUUUAUAUAUAAUACCACUGUCUGUCUGUCUGCCAUGAGAAAAAUAUGGACUAUUUUUGAUGUAUGUAUUCUUUCACCUAGAGAAUAAAAAUUACUAUUUCACAAGGAGAUUUCACCUUUGAACUGAAAUAAACUGAUUUGGUCACAUUUUCA
Molecule: messenger RNA, 8056 nt
Organism: Seriola dumerili (greater amberjack)
Lineage: Eukaryota; Metazoa; Chordata; Actinopteri; Carangiformes; Carangidae
Gene: itgav
Product: integrin subunit alpha V
Exons: 32
Coding region: 372-3503 (1043 amino acids)
Biological process (GO): cell-cell adhesion; angiogenesis; cell adhesion mediated by integrin
Cellular component (GO): external side of plasma membrane; integrin complex
Molecular function (GO): integrin binding
Source: RefSeq, a predicted model, not a curated record